Molecule: messenger RNA, 1504 nt
Organism: Helianthus annuus (common sunflower)
Lineage: Eukaryota; Viridiplantae; Streptophyta; Magnoliopsida; Asterales; Asteraceae
Exons: 13
Coding region: 98-1159 (353 amino acids)
Molecular function (GO): protein binding
Source: RefSeq, a predicted model, not a curated record
UAUUAAACGUUGUGCCCAAAGUUUAAUACAAGGGCGGGAACUUUAUACAUCACCGCCUCACUGCUGCUACCAGCUUUCCUCACACGAUUGAUCCGUCAUGGAGAAGUAUGCAGUUCCGGUGGCUCCGAUCGGUGAAAACCCUAGGCCGAUUGCAAGGUCGCACUGGAAAAGAAGCCUCAUUCAAUUGACCGGAAAAUCCGAUCGCCAUUACCUUCACGACGUCGCCCCACGCCUGAUGCAAUCGUAUUCCGAAGUUGCAUGUACAUCCCUGAGAAAUAACGAAGUUCUUAUAUUUGACAUUGGGUAUGCUUCCUCUGAACCAACUGAGGUGUUAAGAAAAAGGUCUGCUGUCAGUGUUCAUGGUAGUAGUGUGCGACUAGGUUUAUCUGACAUAGCCUUAUCAAAUGACGAUGCAAGGGUACUUGCUUCUGACACAUGUGGAGUAAUAAGUAUCUGGGACAGGAGAGCAAGCAAUCGUCCACAAUCUGGGCUUACAACUAAUGCGACUUACGGUCUCACCAGCAUCCAACUAGACGAGAAUCAAUGCGUGAUUGGCGCUAGUAAGAGUGGCUUUAUAUAUAUAUGGGAUCUACGUGGUGGAAGAUCGUCAGCUGCUUUUCAAAGUCACAAGGAGGCAUACUCUCUUCCUCUAACAUCAGUAAGGUUAUCAUCUAUGCUGAAUAAAAUACGGCCUCUGAAGGCACAAUCAAGUAUUCUACCUAAAGAAAUUCAGUCUAUCAACAUUAAUCCAUCUUGUCCAUAUCAGUUGGGGUUCCAUCUUGAUGAUGGUUGGUCAGGUGUUUUGGAUUUGCAUAAUUUCCAAGUGUCACAUAUUCAUUGCCCUCCUCCUACGUGGCUGGAUCAAUUAAACGCUGCACUCUUUAUAUCCCUAUCAAGGAAACCAUCAUGGCUACCUAAACACUCUAUUUAUGCAGUUGGGUCGACUUCAAGCAAUGGCCUGCACCUUUUAGAUUUCUAUCCACACACCAGCUCCCCGUGCCAUGUGGAUUACGAUGACUCAAAGAAUCCCAGUGAGACCUUUGAGUGUAAACAAAAUGUAUUUGUACCAUUAUCUGGACAUGUUACGGCUUGUGCUGCUCAUCCUCUUAAUGGUACCAUUGUUGCUGGAACCGCGGUGUGUAUACAUACAUACACUUGAAGCCUCUUUAUUAAUGAUUUCUCAAAAGCACCUUUGCAAGAAAGGAGACGGCAACGAUGAUGAGCAUUCAUGAAAGACAAUAAACCCUGGAACUGUCAAACUGCUAUUGCGAGUGUUAUAAUAGAGGAAUGGGAUAUCUUGAAGAUGAUGACUUUGCAUAAAUAAAGUUGGUUCAAAAGUAAGAUGUGUCCAAAGGUUUCAGAGGCUAUUGUUGCUGUUUAGGAUCCAUAGAAUAAUGUGAAUGUAUGAUGGAUGUAUCGUAUAUGAUGGAAUCCCCUUUCUUCCCUUAAUUGGGAAUGAAUGGUGUGGAUUUGAUGAUUUAUACAAGUAGAGCUUUUGGAGACA